AUGCUGAGCACCGAGGCCCAGCAGGCGCUUCCACAUGAUGCACAGGUCGCUCUUCAACAAGUGGAUAAUUUGAAAUAUUUCCUCAUAUCUGCUCCUGUUGACUGGCAACCCGAUCAGUAUAUUCGCCGCUUCCUUCUUCCCACCGGCGAAUAUGUUUCUUGUGUGCUUUGGAACACGCUCUUCCACAUUUCAGGUACCGAUAUCGUACGGUGCCUAUCCUUUAGGUUCCAAGCCUUCGGCCGGCCCGUAAAGAACCCAAAGAAGUUUGAGGAAGGCAUCUUUUCAGACUUGAGAAACCUGAAGUCUGGUACAGAUGCCUCGCUUGAAGAGCCCAAAAGCCCCUUUCUCGACUUCCUGUAUAAGAACAACUGCAUCCACGCACUCGAACGCGACUUGAAGCGCGAGAAAAUGGGACAGGAAGCCACCACUGUUGCUGUGAGCGAGCCUGCGCUCUCCUUCCAGUACGACUCGUCUCAGUCGCUCUAUGAACAGUUGACGAAGGCUCAGCAGGUGAACUCAUCUUCUUUCAACGCCCAACAGGUGAAUUUCUCUCAAGCCCAAGCAACCUCGCCCGUCAUGCGUGCUAUGGAUUCUAUGCCUCCUCCCCAGAUGCUCCCUCAGUCGGUCGCCCCUUUAGUGGAUGGAAUGGACCCCAUGGCUACAUAUGGCGCGAUGAAUAUGGGUCCAGUCAUGAAUCAACAGGUUAUCAAACGAGAGCCUGAUAUGACCCGGGUGCAAUACAAUCAGAAUGGAGUCCCUGUGGCGCAAGCUCAUCAGCGUCAUGCCUCCAUGCCUGCAUAUGGCCUAGAGUACUCCCCUGCCCCUUCGUUUGUUUCAUCACACUAUGAAGACUAUAGCAAUCGUGGAAUCUCCUUUGAGCCCAUCACACCUCCCCAGCAAGCUCUGGCGAUUAGUGCCGAACCAGCAUAUAUUGCUAAUGAGGAGACGGGGCUUUACACCGCCAUCCCUGACCAUUUGGCGAGCGUGAAUGGACUCAAUGGCAUGAUCCAGCUUCCGCCUUCUAACCUAGCGGGCAAUCAAUUCACUCGUGCCUAUGGUACCAACAAUGUGUAUUCCGUCAUUGAAGGCUCCCCAACCUACAAGCAACGGAGAAGGCGGUCUUCCAUUCCUCCCUCGAUGUCGGCUAUAAGUACCGCUCCUGGAGGGGCUGCUGUUGUUGCUCCAAACGCCCACCGCCCUUCGGAUCUGCGGAGGUCUGUCUCUGUCUCCGUCGGUCCUGUUCCUGAGGGAGAGGAGUCUGCCGAUAAUUCUCCUCCUGGGUUGACGUACAGCACCAUGUCCAUCAGCAGCCAGCAACAUAAAGAGAUGCUUGAACUCUCUCGCCAUGGAACCCCUUUGUCAGCUGUUGAGGGAAGCCCCGCCCUGAAUCCUAUGUCACUUCAGCAAGAUUUUUCGCAAUUAACUGGGGAAGAACUCACUGGAGAAACAACGAUUAAGGGACUCCAAGGACCGAAUGGUGUUGUGCGCCGUGCGCGCUCCGCUACUGUGAUGGAGCUUGGUCCCUAUCCCCAGAAGUCGCAUUCUUGCCCCAUCCCCACGUGCGGGCGUCUCUUUAAGCGCCUGGAGCACCUCAAGCGACAUAAACGGACCCAUGACCGCCCUGAAGGAGCUGGCGAUGGUUCCGGCUACAACCUCUCAGGCGAGGAUGAAGAGGAGUAUUCUGGCGAAGACCAGCUAGGCUCCGUAGAAGAAGCUUCUCCUACCUCCGAGAAUGCCUACGUUUCAACUUCCCUCAAUGCUAUUGCCAAUGGGUCGGUGACGGGCCCCGGUGGGGUUCUGCCAGCGACGAGCGAUCCCGGCACGCUCAAGAUGUAA
Molecule: messenger RNA, 1836 nt
Organism: Parascedosporium putredinis
Lineage: Eukaryota; Fungi; Ascomycota; Sordariomycetes; Microascales; Microascaceae
Source: the annotation of a GenBank genome assembly